AUGUGGAGCCUCGAGAAUAACCCCAAAGACAAAGACCACGAGGCCUUCGAGUGUCAGGCGGAGACAGGAGAGCUACUCGCACCAACGGUGCCACGUCCUCCUUCUCACGACCGCCGUUUGACAUUUGAAUUGGCAUAUGCGAGUGGACAUGGCGAUCCCACGUUGCCGUAUUCGAGCCAUGACAGUGUGGAUGUUGAAGUACCUGACGAAGUUGUACCAGUCGAGACCGAUCCGGGUUAUGGCGAACAGCUUGCCGACUCGAGUGGUCUAGCAAACCACAGCCAGCAGACGGAAGAUCUCGAGAAAAACGGCAGUGAUGAAACGGAAGACCAGGACGACGAAGAGGAAGCUGAAGAUGGUGACGACGUUGGAGAAGAAGCCAAGAAAGAAGAAAAAGAAGAAGGGCUGUUCGAUGGAGACAAUUUGGAUUUGGAUUUGGACAGUAUUCAGGAUGACUCCGUCAGCACCGUGCACAGUGCCGAAGACCGCGAGGCAGCCAUUCGAGAAGGAUUUUUUGGCUUCUUUUUUGGGUACAUUUCAGACUCUAUUGGUUGUGGUGCCUUUGAUCAGCUCAUGGCUUCACUGAUGGCGCUCAUGGCACCCAUCGUUGCCAUGGGGACCAAAUUGCUAAAAAAAGUUAAAGGAGAGGAUGACAAUGGACAAGAGGAUGCAGUUCAAGAGAUCAUUGAUAAUGUGCAAGGCACUGGAGCCAAUCCAUUCACUUCUGGUGGUGGCGGUGGAGGUGGAGGCGGCCCUCCUCCUGGGGUGGCCGAAAUGGCAACAGCCGCAUCCCAGGGAGCUGCCAGUGCGGGGGCGGCUGGUGCUGCCAGUGCGGGAGCAGCUGCUGCUGGAGCAUCCAUUGGAGGUAUUGCUGGAGUAGCUGGGGCUGUAGCUGGAGCAGGACUUGCUGCACAGGCUGGAGUUGCGGUAGGUGUUGCUGCUGUUGCUGCAGCUGCUGUCUCGGGUGGUGUUGCGAUGACUACCAGCGUGGUAAAUACUACCGUCCCCGUGAACCUUUAUGGUGACUUUGUGCCACCGUUCUGCUCGGAAGCAUCAGACAACAAAUUUGGCUAUGUUGAAUUGACAAUAUCAGGAAUACCCCCCAGUGCUCUAGAGGACAAUGAAGCCAGAGGCAGCCUGGAGGACCUGUUUCGAAACGUUUACAAUGAAAUCACGUAA
Messenger RNA from Seminavis robusta, 1179 nucleotides. The record is from the annotation of a GenBank genome assembly. NCBI's taxonomy places the organism in Eukaryota, Bacillariophyta, Bacillariophyceae, Naviculales, Naviculaceae.